CAAGGAGCUGGUUUCAGCUGAACAAAAUAAAAACCAUAUGAGCAAUGAACUGCGUAAAAAGGAAGAACAGUGUGCAUCUUAUGAAGAAAAGAUAUUUGAUGUUUGUGGUAGUCAAGACUUUGACAGUGAUUUGACACGCCUGCAAGACGAUAUAGAAAAAACUUCUAAACAGAGAGCAAUGUUGGCUGGUGCAACUGCAGUAUACACACAAUUCAUCACUCAACUGACUGAGGAGAAUCAGCCCUGCUGUCCAGUUUGCCAGAGAAUUUUUCCUUCAGAAGCAGAGCUGCAAGAUGUAAUUAAUGACAUGCAGUCCAAGCUCAGACUGGUCCCAGAUAAGCUGAAAACCACUGAAACCGAGUUAAAACGAAGAGAGAGAAGAAAGGAUGAAAUGAUGGAACUGAAACCUAUGAGACAAAUGCUUAGUGAUCUUAAGGAAAAAGACAUCCCUGAACUAAGGAACAAGCUUGCAGCCAUAAAUAGGGAAAUACAACGGCUGAAAAAUGAUGUGGAAGAACAGGAAACUCUCAUAGCAACAUUUAUGUCUGAAGAGGAGAGUGCCAAGGCCUGUUUACAGGACAUUUCUCUCAUGGAAAGAUAUCAGAUGGAGUUGAGAGAUGUAGAGAGGAAGAUAGCACAGCAUGCAACCAAACUGCAAGGAGUAGACCUCAGCCGCACCGUGCAACAAGUGAAUCAGGAGAAGCAAGAAAAACAGCAUAACUUGGAUAAUGUUUCCGGUAGAAUUGAGCUGUUACGUAAGCGAAUACAAGACCAACAAGAUCAAGUUCAACAGCUAAAGAGUUCAGCCAACGAACUAAGGGCAGAGAAACUUAAUAUUUCGAGUAAGCUCCAACGUCGACAACAACUGGAGGAUCAAAAUGUGGAACUUACUACUGAGCUGCAGUGUUUGGCAAGAGAGAUAAAGGAAGCAAAAGAGCAAGUUUUCCCAUUGGAAACAACCCUUGAAAAACUACAACUGGAGAGGAAGGAAAUUUUGGAGAGGAAAGACUCCAGCAACCGAGCAGCACAAGAAAGGCUCAAUGACCUUAAGGAAAAAGUGAAAAAGAUCACUUUGUUCAUGAAAGAUAUUGAUAAAUAUAUAAAUGAUGGGAGAGAAGAAUUCAAAGAGCAAAAGGAUGCUGAACUACAGGACUUAAUUGCUCGACUGAAUGAUUGUGAGAAGCACAAAGAAAAAAUUAAUAAAGAGAUGAUCACUGUUAGACAGGAUAUAGACACACAAAAAAUACAGGAACGAUGUCUCCAAGACAAUCUGACUCUUAGAAAAAGAAUGGAAGAACUUAAGAAGGUUGAAGAGGAAAGAGAGAGACUAUUAACAGAGAUGGGACAAAUGAAUGCAAUGCAACUUAAAAAUGAAUAUCAAGAGCUGGAAAACAAAAUCGAAACACUGAAAACAAGCCAUAGCCUGGCCCUUGGCCGACAGAAGGGGUAUGAAGAUGAAAUAAUGCGUUUUAAGAAGGAACUGCGUGAACCACAGUACAAAGAUGCAGAAGAAAAGCAUAGAGAGAUGAUGAUUGUUAUGAGGACUACAGAGCUGGCCAAUAAAGACCUGGAUAUCUAUUACAAGACAUUAGAUCAAGCUAUAAUGAAGUUUCACAGCAUGAAAAUGGAAGAAAUCAAUAAAAUUAUUCGUGACCUCUGGCGCAGUACUUACAGAGGACAAGAUUCCUUGGAUGGACGGGCUUUGCUCAACAUGAAGCUGGACACUUUUUGA
Bufo gargarizans (Asiatic toad) is the source of this 1732-nucleotide messenger RNA. Its product is annotated as DNA repair protein RAD50-like. The record is from RefSeq and is a predicted model, not a curated record. Gene Ontology annotation, molecular function: double-stranded telomeric DNA binding; G-quadruplex DNA binding; ATP hydrolysis activity. The transcript has 12 exons. Lineage: Eukaryota; Metazoa; Chordata; Amphibia; Anura; Bufonidae. Gene Ontology annotation, biological process: telomere maintenance via telomerase; telomere maintenance via recombination; double-strand break repair. Gene Ontology annotation, cellular component: condensed nuclear chromosome; Mre11 complex; nucleus. The annotation marks the transcript as partial.